GCAGCAGAGCACAGCUAAAUCAAGCCAGAGGAAAAGGACGUGAACGUGGACAAAGAGGAGGAAGAGGAGGCACUGCAGCAGCAUCAUCGUGUGCUGAUGUUGACGAAACAUCUCCGGUGGGACGCAUAAAGCAAUUAGUAAAGGUUGAAUCCCGCACGCACACCAGCACAUAGAACACGUGUGCAUACGUACGCACUGCCACAGCGAUUGAAAGAGUGAGAGAGAGUGAGUGCGGAGGGGGAAUUAACGUAAGAAUAGAACGGAUCCAGGAUGCGUGGGGGAGCCAAUGGAGCCACGCGCCCCCCACAGGAGUAUUUAGCCUAAUCGAGUGAUGCGCAGCACAGAAAUGCAGGGUGCCGCCGCCUUCAGCCUGCCUUAUUGCAGAUGCCAGAGAUGUUCAAGAUAACGGGGAAACAGAAGCAGAAGCAGCAGCAGAGCAAGAAAAAGAAGAGAAGGACAGCAACAACAACAAAAAUAACAAGAAGAUAAGGAAGGACACGACACACAAACAGCAGAAAGCGAGAAACGAAAAUCGAACUCUCCCUGUGAUAUAACUUGCACCGUAACCGUAAUUCUAGCUCGUAGUUUCAUCGUUACUUAUCGAUUAAUUAAUUAAUUAAUCUAAGCGCAACUCUAACCUAAGUACAAGAUUAACUUCACUCCAUAGCCGCCGAAAGCACGCCCCCAGGAUAAUCUAAUCUAAUCAGAAAAUACUUAAACUACAAAACCGCUGCUGCCCCUCUGCCCAAAACCAAAAACCCAAGCCCUACCAUUUGAAAUACUUUGCUGCCGCUCUGCUCCGCCGCCGACACCGCCGCCAGACCUGCGCCAAUUGAGAAACUAAAACCAGGCUUUACCCAAAGCUAAAUCUGAGAAAGACUCCAUCGAGAGAGAGUGAUUGGAAAAGAGACCAAAAUCAAACUUCAACUCCAACAGAAUGGGAGAUGAGGCCGACAAACGUACGGGCAAGGAGAAAUUGCUCUUCUACACGACUGCCUUCUUCAUACUGCUGGGCACGUUCAGCCUGUUCGCCUUCCUGUUUCUGGUGCCGUUCGUCAUCGAGCCGGCCUUCACCACGAUCUUCAUGCAGUUCGAGGAGGUGCCCGCCUUGUGCGAGACCUACGACACGGAGCUCUUCUAUGGCGCCAAGAACUGCUCGUGGUCGUCGUGCCGCGAGGGCUGCACCAAGGACAUCUACAUGUGCACCCAGAUUAGGGUCAACUAUCGCCUCAACCUGUACAACUUUACGGAUGAGUUUAACUUCACGGAGUACCACAUUGUCCUGAAAGAGUCGGAGCGCGUGAUACCGCCCAAGAAGCGCACGGAUCGCUAUGAGCGAGCGUUGCGGGACUACGAGUACGAUAAUCUGGGUGGUGGCAUCGAUGGCACCGCCCUGGACAUCGACAUGGGGGCCACCGGGAGGCUGGAUCAGCUGAGCUUCGGAGAUGCAGACGGCUCCAAUGGUUUUCUGAUUGAGGACUCGGACGACGCGCGGGGUCUAAGUGCCACGGGCACCUUGAUCAACGAGGAGCGCCAUCCCUUCGAUGAGAUCUCCGAACUGAAUGAGGGUCUGAUGGGCAACAGGUCCAUGUACUACUAUGUGGGCGCCCGCCUCUUUCCCAACGUCAAGGGAUGUGGCUAUCCGCCCAUGCUGAACUGCACCAUCUGGCUGAAACGAUACACGAAGAUCGGGAUGAAGUUCCCCUGCUACUACUCGCGGGUGGACCCCAGUCUGGUGAUCAGUGACCUGGACUACUGGCAGAACACCCUCAAUCUGGUGUACUCCAUGGCCAUUCCCAUUCCCUCGUUCAUCAUUUCGGUCAUCUACUUGACGUACGCCUACUUCAAGAUCUACAACGAGGACGAGGAGACGGCACCGCUCGAUAAGAAUGCCGAGGACAUGGACAUUGAUGACAUCGAUGCCGUCGACGACAGUGACGGUGCCGUUCUGGCCGACAAUGUGGCCGGCAGUCAAAUCAUCAACAUGGACUCCACAACCAAUGACAGUUGUUUGGAGGGUGUCCUGCCCAAUGGUGGUCCCGGCAUGACCACCUCCAUAUCGCAGGGUGGCUCGCUCACCACCCCAGGUCCAUACAUCGCACAAUCUCCGGCGGGCUCCCAAAUGACGCCCAAUUCGGAGAUGAACUCGUUCGGUCAUCAGCUGAAAGUUCAGAUGGCUGACGAGCUGUCCAGGGAUUCCCUGGAGAAUGGUGUUCUCUCAACGUCCAACUCAGUUCAAGGAAACUUGAGCAAGACGAUGACGACGAGUAUCUCAACUCCACCUGGGCCGACAGCGGCAGUCUGAAACGUCAGGCGCAUGGUCUGGAAAAUGUUAGAUUCCGAUUCGGAAAAUGAACCGCUGCUGGAAUCCUAAAAACAGUAUUGCGGGCAUCGUGGAGCGAACCCCUAAGGGAGGAGGUUCCACGAGCAAACAAAAGACGGAGCAGAGUAUUUCCCCAAAAAAGUAUUUCUACCCAAAACCAAAACCGAAAAAAGAAAAAAACAAUCGACAACAACGCAUGUGUAUGCGACCGAACCUGAAUACCUUCAGAGCUGUUAGAGACAUUUAAAAGAACUAUGAUAGAUUAUAUUUACCGUAUAACUACACACACCACACACACUAGGAACACUCAUCUAAAGGAACUUUGGAUAGGCUUAACGACACACCCACACCCACACCACACACACACAUCCCCAUUCAAAAUUGCAAUACAUGCAUUAUGUAGUGUCUGCACACGAUAUGAUAUCCGAAAUAUUACGAUAUCCGAGGCAUAGAUAGACAGAGAUGUAUACUAUACGGAUGAGGAUGAGGAGGCCGCUUCACACAAGGACCCACUGGACAGGACAGUGUGUGUUACUUUGAUUGGUACAAAAUACAAUAACAAAAAUAAAAAAAAACAGAAAAACAGAACUUGGACAGGAGGAGAACAAGUACUAUACUAGAGGAAAAUUAUAAUACUUAUACAACACAUACAUAUACAUAUAUACAAAUAUUUACUUGACUUAUUUUUCUAUUCGCAACAAUCGUCGUGUCGUGUCGUAGUCGUCGUCUCGAGGAAGAACUCUAAUACCCCCAACAAUGACCCCGAAUAUAGCCCCAUACCCAUA
Drosophila obscura is the source of this 3108-nucleotide messenger RNA. It is a transcript of the gene tipE, whose product is annotated as protein tipE. NCBI's taxonomy places the organism in Eukaryota, Metazoa, Arthropoda, Insecta, Diptera, Drosophilidae. The record is from RefSeq and is a predicted model, not a curated record. The coding region runs from base 938 to 2305 and encodes 455 amino acids. The transcript has 2 exons. Gene Ontology annotation, biological process: regulation of sodium ion transport. Gene Ontology annotation, molecular function: sodium channel regulator activity.